CUGCCGCCCGGGCCCCGGCCCCUGCCCUUCCUGGGCAACCUGCUGCAGCUCUGCCCCAUGCGCUCGCUGCAGGCCCUCGAGAAGCUCCGCGCCACCUAUGGCCCCGUGUUCACCGUGUACUUUGGGCGCAAGCCGGUCGUGGUGCUGUGCGGUCACGCAGUUGUGCGUGAGGCGCUCGUCGAGCACGCCGAGGCCUUCGGCGGCCGCGGGCAGAUGCCCUCCCUGGACCGCGUCUUCGAGAGCCACGGGGUGGUGUUCGCCAAUGGCGAGCGCUGGCGGCAGCUGCGGCGCUUCUCGCUCACCGUCCUGCGUGACUUCGGCAUGGGCAAGCGCAGCAUCGAGGAGCGCAUCCAGGAGGAGGCGCAGUUCCUGCUGCAGGAGCUGCAGCGCACGCAAGAGAAGCCCUUCGACCCCACGUACCUGCUGAGCCAGGCAGUCUCCAACGUCAUCUGCUCCAUCGUCUUCGGCAACCGCUUCGACUACAAGGACACCGAGUUCCGGGAGAUGAUGCAGGUCAUGAACGAGAGUUUCCGUGAGCUCAGCAGCACCUCGGCACAGUUCCACGACAUGAGCGACGGCCUCUUCGCCCUGCUGCCCGGGCCCCACCGCCGGAUCGAGCGGCUCCUGGGGCGCAUGCGGCGCUUCAUCGCCCGCCACGUGGAGCAGCACCGCGCCACACUUGACCCCGCUGCCCCCCGAGACUUCAUCGACUGCUUCCUGCUCCAGAUGGACAAGGAGAAGGACAAGGCGGGCUCGGAGUUCAAUGAGAAGAACCUGGAGCUCACCACACUCAACCUCUUCUUCGCUGGCACCGAGACUGUGAGCUCCACGCUGCGCUAUGGCUUCCUGCUGCUCAUGAAGCACCCGGAGGUGCAAGAGAAGCUGCAGGAGGAGAUCGGGAGGGUGAUUGGCAGCGAGCGGGCGCCCGCCGUGGAGGACCGCGCGCGCAUGCCCUACACGGAUGCCGUCAUCCACGAGGUGCAGCGCGUCAGCGACCUGCUGCCCAUGGACGUGCCCCACAUGGUGACGCGUGACACGCUCUUCCGGGGCUACCUGCUGCCCAAGGGCACCGAAGUCUACCCGCUGCUCAGCACGGUGCUGCACGACCCCACCAUGUUCGCGCGCCCGGACGCCUUCGACCCCGGCAACUUCCUGGGUGCCGACGGCAGCUUCCGGAAGAACGAGGCCUUCGUGCCCUUCUCGUCAGGGAAACGCAUCUGCCUGGGCGAGGCGCUGGCGCGCAUGGAGCUCUUCCUCUUCCUCACCACGGUGCUGCAGCACUUCCACCUGCAGCCACUGGUGCCGCCGGCGCAGCUGAACACGGCGCCACGCGAGAGCGGCUUCGGCACCGUGCCACCACUCUACGAGCUGCGCGUGCUGCCGCGCUGAGCCCGGCGCCCGGCGCUGCAAUACUCUGCUGCAAGAUCCCAUUGCACCACCCCAAUGCACAACCCCUGCAACAUCCUGCUGCAAGACCUCGCUGCAAGAUCCCAUUGCACCACCCCAAUGCACGAACCCCUGCAACAUCCCCGCUGCAAGACCCCGCUGCAAGAUCUCAUUGCAUGACUCCAAUGCACAACCCCGCUGCAAGACCCCACUGCAUCACCCCACUGCACAACCCCAUCGCACGACCCCCAAGCAA
Nothoprocta perdicaria is the source of this 1642-nucleotide messenger RNA. RefSeq names its product cytochrome P450 2G1-like. The record is from RefSeq and is a predicted model, not a curated record. Gene Ontology annotation, cellular component: cytoplasm; intracellular membrane-bounded organelle. Lineage: Eukaryota; Metazoa; Chordata; Aves; Tinamiformes; Tinamidae. Gene Ontology annotation, molecular function: oxidoreductase activity, acting on paired donors, with incorporation or reduction of molecular oxygen, reduced flavin or flavoprotein as one donor, and incorporation of one atom of oxygen; iron ion binding; heme binding. Gene Ontology annotation, biological process: xenobiotic metabolic process. The transcript is spliced from 9 exons. The annotation marks the transcript as partial.